Messenger RNA from Coniophora puteana RWD-64-598 SS2, 1335 nucleotides. RefSeq lists its product as uncharacterized. Bases 1 to 1335 code for a protein of 444 amino acids. The record is from RefSeq and is a predicted model, not a curated record. Gene Ontology annotation, molecular function: nucleotide binding. Lineage: Eukaryota; Fungi; Basidiomycota; Agaricomycetes; Boletales; Coniophoraceae. The transcript is spliced from 10 exons.
AUGACCCCUGCCAGCGGUGGUCCUCGCAGGGGAUCAAACAAACCCAUUGAGCGUCGUGGUUCAUCCAAUGUCUCGUCCCGCAGACAAUCUAUCGACCCAUCUCGUCUAGUGCGGAUGGACAAGGUCACUCAUGUUGGCGGUACUGAUAACUUCAACGUCGUUUUCAUCGGCGCAGGGAAUAUUAUGUUUGGCUCGGAUGAAGGUCCAUGGAAUCACUCUUUCCGUUUUGAACACAAACUGGGUCUUCGCCUCAAAGUCGUCGCCAUCGUUGACCCCGCUGUCGAGCGUGCCAAGGACGUCCUCCGCAAGAAAUGCGACUCCUUUGUCGUUUCCGCGUACCAGGCCACGGAGGUCUACAAAAACUUUGAAGAGUUCUUGAAACAGCGCGACUCAUCCCAGCGGAUAAACGCGUUCCUCAUCGGCUCCCCUCCCAUGUUCCGUGGUACCACAACGUCAGGCCGGGACAUCGAAAUGCAAAUAAUGAAACAUUUCCCUGGAGUCGCCAUGUUCAUUGAAAAGCCUGUGGCCACAGGCCCCAAGAGCGAGUUGGACGAAGCGUUUAAGGUCUCCAAGAGCAUUACAGAGAGUGGAGCCAUCUGCUCUGUUGGGUAUAUGCUGAGAUAUCUGAAGGCAGUUCAGAUGAUGAAACAGAUCAUUGAGGAUAACGGUCUGACUGUCAUGGCUACCAUUGCACGCUAUGCGUGCGCAUACGAAGCUAUUGCAAAACCCGAUUGGUGGGAUAAGUCAAAGAGUGCCGGUCCUAUCAUUGAACAAGGGACCCACUUCUGCGAUCUCUCCCGUUACUUUGGUGGCGAAGUUGACAUUUCCUCUGUCACCGCCCACUCGCUUGAAUGGGAUGAGAAUGCUGGUCAUUUGUCCAAGAUGUCCAUCGAUGAAAGCAAAAUCGCCCCCGAGAACAGGAUUCCCCGAGUCACUGCAGCAACUUGGAAAUACGACUCUGGCGCUAUUGGGAGCUUUACCCACGUCGCAACCCUGCAGGGCCACAACUACAGCUGCGAGCUUGAGGUGCAUGCUGAUGGUUACUCGCUGAAGCUUGUCAAUCCAUAUGUACAGCCCAUGCUAUAUAUCCGUGAGCCCGGAGAUGACCAUGAACGCAUGGUGACCUUCCCCGACGACGAUCCAUUCUUCUCUGAGGUUUCCAACUGGAUUGAUAUUAUUGAGGACAUCGAGGAGGAUCCAGAUGCCGCCCAGAUUUUGAGCUCGUAUGAAGAUGCUUGUAGGACUUAUGAGCUGACCUGGGCUAUCCGCGAAGCUAGUGAGCGCUCCCGCGCGGCGAAGCUCGCUGCAAGCAACGUCAAAGUCGAAUCUACUUAA